Colletotrichum orchidophilum is the source of this 489-nucleotide messenger RNA. RefSeq names its product monooxygenase. The transcript has 4 exons. Lineage: Eukaryota; Fungi; Ascomycota; Sordariomycetes; Glomerellales; Glomerellaceae. The coding region runs from base 1 to 489 and encodes 162 amino acids. The record is from RefSeq and is a predicted model, not a curated record.
AUGAUCGAGCACACCGGCCGGUGGCACCCGGAGAUUGAGCUCGAGAGGAAGACGAUCGUCCUAUUCGGCAAUGGGUGCACGGCCGCGCAGAUCGGUUGCAAGCGGCGCAUCUUUGAUCCGGGUUAUUUGGAGAGCCUGCCCACGGAGAACCAGACGUUGACGAACGAGAAGGCGCUGGAGAUCGUGUCGGGGGGCGUCAGGACGGAGAAGGGUCUGAUCGAGGCCGACCUGAUCAUUCUGGCCAACGGUAUAACCGAUACUAACCCAAACGAGUUCGCCGCCGGGAUCGACAACGUCGGGCGAAGGGGCGAGACGAUACCGAGCCAUUGGAAGUCCUUUGGCGGGCCCGAGGGGCAAGCACAGUGUCGAACUCGGGACGCAGCAGCUGGGAUAAGCCAGCUCGGUCUCAUCGAUGAAGAGAAGACAGCCGCGCGCUUUGCUUAUUGUUCUGGCCAGGUUGCUCGGUCUCGCGGCUUGGGGAACAAGUGA